AUGUACCUGGAUGGUGCGAAAUUUGCAAUCCAGACUGACCAUCAGGCACUCGCCUGGCUGAGUAGAUUGAAAAAUCCCGCCGGAAGACUUGCACGUUGGAGUCUGACGUUGCAACGGUACGACUUCUCGAUCGAAUAUCGGAGGGGGACCUCUAACAAAGUGGCAGAUGCGCUGUCUCGAGCACCUCUGCCCCUGGAGGACGUCGUUACCACGCAGGAGCUCGUAGCCGCGGUUGGACAAGCCGGAACGGACGGAGAGCAGGCGUGGGGACACAUCGUGAGCCGGAAGGACAUCGUGGAAGCCCAGAGGACGGACGGACUCUGUCAGCUUGUAGUAAGGUGGCUGGAGACAACGGGCCCAGCGGACGCCGGAGACGCUGAAGAGAGGUUCGACUCCUAUCAGCUGAGCGAGGAUGGUCUUCUGGUGAGGUAUAUCCCCCAGGCGGACGACGAGGAGAUCGGCGGCAACCCUUUCAGGAUCGUAGUACCACGAAAGCUACUCAUUACAGAUCACUUCACGAAGUGGGUUGAGCUCUAUCCCCUGCGGAAAUUGGUGUCAGCUCGGAUCUGGGGUCGACUGCUGGAUGUCUUUUCGCGGUUUGGAUUCCCGGACCAGCUUAUCACGGAUAACGCCUCGUACUUUACAAGUAAGGUGUUCGUCGACACAUGCUCGGCAUUGAGUAUCCGACACAAGAAGACGUCCCCCUAUCACCCCCAGGCAAACAUAACUGAGCGGGUCAAUAGGAAUAUCAAAAUGAUGAUGGUAACACUUACCAGCAGGCAUAAGGAUUGGGACGCGCGUCUAACGGAGAUUGGCUUCGCCACUCGUACGACGGAAAAUAGGUCUACUGGGUUCACCCCUGCCUAUUUGAGUUUUGGACGGGAAAUAGUAUUCCCACUCGAAAACACGCUACGAACACUGAGGGAACAACCCCGUCCCCCGUAUGCACGAUAUGCGGAAGACAUUCGCAACCGUCUCUCAACUGCAGUUCGUUGUGCACGUGAGAAUCUGGAGGUCGCACGACUGGAGCAAGCAUCCCAGUACAACAAGGGUCGACGCCAGGUAACAUACCGCGUAGGAGACUUAGUCCUGAGGCGGACGCAUCCACUUAGCGACGCGGCGAAGGGCUUCGCAGCUUCUCUCGUGGACCGAUGGGACGGGCCUUACCGGGUAAGUGCGCAACUUACACCCGUAACUUAUAGACUUGAACGUUGCAGUACAAGCGAGGAGUCCGGCCCAGUUCACAUCACAUACCUCAAGGAGUUCAUCGAUCGCAUCUUGGAGCAAGAGGAAGGGCAAGAGGACUCGGGCACAAGUUCGUCGCAAUCCCAACCCUUCCGCGGCCCCAUCGACACGGAGUCGCAGCCCGCUGAAGAUGGGACAGUUCGGGGCGGGUUACCGGGGUCUCCUCGUUAUAACCUCCGCCCUCGUAGACCUCCAAGGUGAUGUUUUUUCAUUUUUUUCCCUGCAGAUGCCACGACCACCUGCAGCGAGAAGCCGUUCUCGACCCCAACAACGGCACCGACCUCAGCGAUUCCCUGGGAACUCUCCUGCUCGGAGGCCUUCCCCGUCACCCAGAUCCCCAAACAGAUCAAACAGACACCCCACCGAGCCUCCAGCGGUGUACACGGAACAAGAAAGAAGCGCCCUCUGCCCCUUCUGCGGUGUUCCACUAAUCCACCCUCCGACCCAUAAUGCGGGAGCCCUUUACCUGCAUCGUAUCCAACAAGCCGCACAGCCGAGGGCAGCAGCUAACAACGUGGCCUCCGCUCCUACACGUCGGGACAUAGUCGCUGCAGUGAACCUACUUCGGCAGCUGGCCCCCCAAGUUCUCGCUCGGCCAUCCUUCUCACCGGACCCUGAGGAUAUAAUCCUCGACCUCCCCGAACUUCCGGACAUUUGCCUCAAGGGGGGAGAGUGUGGGGGGCGCUGAUAAACCGGCAACUUCCGCGCGAUAGCGCAGAUAGCGCAAGAGAUAAAAGAGCGAGCGCUCGGGAAAAGAGGAUAUUCGUGCGGCAGGCAGGCUGGCAGACGGUCACAGAAGCGAGGAGCGACGAAGCGGGCAGACGGCCAGCAGCUGUGAUGUAAGGCAAUAAACCUUGUUUCUUUUGUUCAA
Ornithodoros turicata is the source of this 2116-nucleotide messenger RNA. RefSeq lists its product as uncharacterized. Gene Ontology annotation, molecular function: nucleic acid binding. The transcript has 2 exons. The coding region runs from base 1 to 1446 and encodes 481 amino acids. The record is from RefSeq and is a predicted model, not a curated record. Gene Ontology annotation, biological process: DNA integration. NCBI's taxonomy places the organism in Eukaryota, Metazoa, Arthropoda, Arachnida, Ixodida, Argasidae.